Cuscuta europaea is the source of this 1004-nucleotide messenger RNA. The record is from the annotation of a GenBank genome assembly. Lineage: Eukaryota; Viridiplantae; Streptophyta; Magnoliopsida; Solanales; Convolvulaceae.
AUUGCCGGUACCACCUACCAGAAGAUGGUAGAAUAUCCCGUCGACGGGGGCGUGUUUGAUGAUGUCGUCCCUGGCCACGUCAUCCUGGCCCAGGCCAUGCCGGCCAAAGAUCGAGCUUACUUGAAGAAGCUCGGGGACGUGAAGAUUUACGAGGGCGGCAUGGACCUCCUCGUCCAAAGUGCCUUUAUGCUUAUGGAAAGCCAUAAGAGGCAGUAUAGGGAGAUAGCUCGCUUGAAAGAGCUGGAGCAGAAGGCUGCCUCGGCCGACGAGGCGGUAGCUUGCCUUGAUCGGCUCCGGGAGGAUGCCAAGGCGUUGCAGGCAAGGGCUGAUGAAGCCGCCACAGCCAGGGACGAUGCCCUGGCCAAGCUCGAGGAGAGCAAAAGGGAGCUCGAGGAGUCCCAAAGGGCGCUUGAGGCCGAGAGGCGCAAGAGCGAGGAGGCCGUCAAGGCGAAAGAUGAGGCCGAGGCCGCCGUCGUGAGGGCUGCUGAUGAGGCCGUUAAGCAGUUCCUGGCCGAGGGGUGGAAGGCCGAUGAGAGGCUUCCCUGGUGCUACGAAGUGGUUGCCGCCAGGCUUGAAGAUUGGGGGAUGAACUCCCCCGCCGGCCAGGAGUACUUCAGCAGGGAGAUGGCCGUCUAUUACAACAUGGGCCAGGAGCGGAUGCAAAGGCUCCUGUGUCGUCGGCUAUCCCGUGCGUUGAAAGCCAUGAACUACACGUCCGGGUGGGCCAGGCGGAACCUGAAGCUGCCAAAGCUGAUGAAGGAUCCAGAGGAGCAGGCCAAGCUUCCUCUGUCGGAGCGGGAGUCCCCAAUUGAAAGUUCCGGCCUCGGCGAGCCGGACUACACUGAAUUUGACUUCCUGGACGAUGCCACUAGCGCUGCGGCCGCCGCCGAGGAGGGAAUCGACGAGGCCGAAGAGCCCGCCGAGGAGGGAGCCGACGAGGUUGAAGAGCCAGCAGCGGAUGAAGGUGCCCCGGAGGCUUGAUCGGCUAUUCCCUGUUGUAAUUA